UUUAUUUGGUUGCGUUUGGUUUUAAUUUUUUUUAAUUAUAUUUACGUUUUGUUCUAUUAUUAGUAGUUAUUUGUUAGUAGUGUGUGUUAAUUUAUUAAAAAUGUCUAGUAGUACGCCAGCCAGCCGGUAUAUGAGUACUGACGAAAUAGCGCUAUUAAAAGAGCUAGUCAAUCAAUACAAAGACGUCAUAGAAAACAAACAAACCGAUGCUGUCAAUUUUUUACAAAAAAAAAGAACCUGGGAAGCUUUAACUAAAGAAUUUAAUGCACACACAAAAGGUGUACCCAGGACUGUUGAUAAGCUCAAAAAGUGCUGGACAAAUCAAAAAAGUAAAAGAAAAGAAGAAUUGGCCAGGGAAAAACGAGAAAGGAUGUCCACUGGUGGCGGACCCUAUAAAGCUCCAACAGAAGAUGUAAUAGAUGACGUUUUAGAAAAUGUUAACAUAGAAAUUAGGGACACUAUAGAUAGCGAUACUGUUGCGCUUGCUGCUAUGGGAAAUAGUGAAAAUUACGAAUUGAGAGAUGACACUCUGAUACCAACAAAACAUGUAGAACAUCACGAUAUUGAAUUAGAAACAGAAGCGGCGACUUACAACGAGGAAACACCUAAGUUUACCAGAAUCACAACCCUCCAAAAAGAGCUUAACUGUAGGCUAGCCAAACUAGAGGCAUCAAAACAAAAUGAAUCACAACAACAUGAUUUGAAACUAAUAAAUAUGUAUUUCAAUGUAUUGUAUAUUAGUGAUGUUACGAAUGUGAGUUUAGCGGAUGCGGAAUUGGAUUUUUUAAUUCUAAUUUUGCGGAUGCGGAUGCGUAAGCGGAUUUAACGGAUGCGGAGUUAUUGAAAAAAGUUACGUACUAAAAUUUUCAUGAAAAUAAUAUUUCUAUUGUAAUUAAUAAAUUAUUAAUUGGUAAUUAGAAUUAUUUAUUGUAAUGGAGCUCCGUUAAAAUAGAGCGGAUGCAGAUGCGGAUCCUCAAAACAAUGCGGAUUAUCCGGAGUUGCGGAUGCG
Onthophagus taurus is the source of this 1009-nucleotide messenger RNA. Its product is annotated as myb/SANT-like DNA-binding domain-containing protein 3. The record is from RefSeq and is a predicted model, not a curated record. Lineage: Eukaryota; Metazoa; Arthropoda; Insecta; Coleoptera; Scarabaeidae.